AUGGCCGUUCUAAACUCGACUAGAAUAACAGAGUUGUCCACAAAGGCCACAGAUCAGGUUUCAUCCGGGAAAAGGGGUUGUUUUUGGAGACACCAAGGCAGAAUUAGAUGGCAAAACGGAAGCAAAAGUUUGGAUUCUAGGUUGGGAAUGACAAGAACUGAAAAGGGAAAUUUGAGAGGAACACAUGGUGGUGCAUCUCCUGCAACAACAACAACAGAGGACUCUGCCCAUCAUUUUCUAUUGACAGAUGCUGCAGAUAAAUUUGUGAAGAACAUCAGGGAAGCUCAAGCUUACUUCCAAGGUCACAGGGGAAGCACAUUCGUGGUGGUUUUGUCUGCUGAAAUUAUUGAUAGCUCUUACUUGCCUUCCAUACUUGAGGAUAUUUCGGUACUUCAUACCCUGGGAAUCAAAUUUGUUCUUGUUCCAGGGACGCAUGUGCAAAUUGACAAGCUUUUGGUUGAAAGAGGAAAUGAACCCAAAUAUGUUGGACGCUAUAGAAUCACUGAUUCUGAUUCCCUUCAAGCUGCAAUGGACGCAGCUGGGAGAAUUCGCAUGAUGAUAGAGGCAAAGCUGUCUCCCGGGCCUUCCUUAAGUGGCAUUCGCCGACAUGGAGAGAACAGCCGUUGGCAUGAUGGUGUUAGUGUUGCUAGUGGUAAUUUUCUUGCUGCCAAGAGAAGAGGAGUUGUCGAGGGAAUCGAUUAUGUAUCUACCGGUGAAGUGAAGAAAAUAGAUGUUGCUCGCAUCCGAGAAAGGCUCAACCAGGAUUCUAUAGUAAUCUUAAGCAAUCUUGCAUAUUCUAGCUCGGGCGAAGUUUUAAAUUGCAACACAUAUGAAGUUGCUACAGCCUGUGCCUUGGCUCUUGGAGCUGAGAAGCUAAUCUGUAUAAUAGAUGGGCCAAUUCUUGAUGAGCAUGGUCGUCUUAGAAACUUCCUAACUCUUCAAGAUGCUGACAAGCUGAUACGACAACGUGCUGAACAAAGUGAGACAGCAGCUAAUUAUGUAAAAGCGGUUGGUCAGGGUGGUCUGACUCAUUUGGAGCUUAAUGAUCAGUGUGGAACAGAACCUUCUGUGAAUGGAAAUGGAUUCAGCCAUAAAUAUACUGCAACAUUUCAGAAUGGUGUUGGUUUUGACCAUGGUAGUGAACCAGGUUUUGCCAUUGGAGGCCAAGAGAGGCUCAGCCGACUAUUUGGAUACCUUUCAGAAUUAGCUGCAGCAGCUUUUGUGUGCAGGGGGGGAGUUCAAAGAGUUCAUCUUUUAGAUGGCACCAUUGGUGGAGUCUUGCUGAAGGAGUUGUUUCAGAGAGACGGUGUAGGUACUAUGGUGGCAAGCGAUCUUUAUGAAGGAACGCGUAUGGCUACAAAAACUGAUAUCUCAAAAAUUAAACAGCUGAUACAACCUCUGGAAGAAUCUGGCACGUUGAUCAAGAGAACUGAAGCGGAGCUUCUUGAAUCACUGGAUUCACUCAUCGUUGUGGAAAGAGAAGGUCAAAUCAUUGCCUGUGCAGCUUUAUUUCCCUUCUUUGAAGAUAAGUGUGGAGAGGUUGCCGCGAUUGCUGUUUCUCCUGAAUGCCGUGGUCAAGGGCAGGGUGACAAAUUACUUGAUUAUAUUGAGAAAAAGGCAUCUGCUAUGGGAUUACAAUUUCUUUUCCUACUAACAACUCGCACUGCAGAUUGGUUUGUGAGGCGCGGCUUCUCGGAAUGCUCCAUCAAGUUUCUUCCACAAGAGAGGCAGAAAAAGAUCAAUUUAUUACGUAAUUCCAAGUACUAUAUGAAGAAGCUGCUACCUGACCGCAGUGGCAUCCGACUGAAUAGUUCUUUUACAUCGUAUUAG
Oldenlandia corymbosa var. corymbosa is the source of this 1830-nucleotide messenger RNA. Lineage: Eukaryota; Viridiplantae; Streptophyta; Magnoliopsida; Gentianales; Rubiaceae. The record is from the annotation of a GenBank genome assembly.